Eimeria acervulina is the source of this 2526-nucleotide messenger RNA. RefSeq lists its product as hypothetical. The coding region runs from base 1 to 2526 and encodes 841 amino acids. The transcript has 14 exons. NCBI's taxonomy places the organism in Eukaryota, Apicomplexa, Conoidasida, Eucoccidiorida, Eimeriidae. The record is from RefSeq and is a predicted model, not a curated record.
AUGCUGCAGCCGAGAGCCCCAAUACUAGCACACAGAGACACUCCAGCAGCAGCAGCAGCACCAACAGCAGCAGCAGCAGCAGCAACAGCAGCAACAGCAGCAGCAACAGCAGCAGCAACAGCAGCAACAGCUAAGCGCGUUUGGAGUGCUUGGCUGCUACCCAUAAAACCACAUCGUCACAACUUCAGCAGCAGCAACAGCAGUAGCAGCAGCAGCAGCAGCAGCAAUAUCAGCAGCAGCAGCAAAUACAGCAAACCCGCAGCAGCGGUAAAAAGAGCAGCAAUAAGCGCAGCAGCAGCUGCAGCAGCAGCAGGAGCUAAGCCAUCUCACUUCAGAUCUUCAAUAAGAAGGCGGUUAAAUGCAGCAGCAGCAUUAAGUGCUGCUGCUGCUGCUGAUGCUGCUGCUGCAGCAGAUGAGGCAGAGGACGACCCCUAUGAUGAUAUUGACGUGGAGGAUUACCCGUUUGUUGCUGCCCCUGCAAACCUCUUUAUAGAUGAAGCUAUGCGGCAGCAGAUGCUGCAGCAGCAGCAGCAAGAGCAGCAGCAGCGAGUUGCUGCGUACAACGAACGACUACGUCGGCGCAGCAGCAACAGCAACAGCAGCAGUAACAGCAACAGCAGCAGCAGCAGCAGCAGCAGCGCCGACGACAGCGCGAACGCCAGCAACGCCAACAGCACCAGCAACAGCAGCAGCAGCAAGAGCAGCAGCAGCAACGGCAGCAGCAGCAGCAGCAGCAAGAAGCGCAUUUACUUUGCUAAGGAUUUGCUGCAAGAGGAUGAGCCUGACCUUCUUGUUAAGGGGACGGAGGGAGACAACAGUAAGCAGCAGCAGCAGCAGCAGCAACAGCAGCAGCAGCAGCAACAAGACAAGAGUAGCAGCGCCAGCAACAGCAGCAGCAGCAGCCAAAGCAGCAGCAGCAACAAGAAAAGCAAUUUUGAGGUGUAUCUUGACGGAGAGAUGAAGCAUCUUGUAGACCAGGAGCCUCCAGAAGUUUAUACGGAUCUGCUGGAAUACGAAAAACUCUACAGGGGCCUGGGGCCUUGGCCUGAAGCACCAACAAAAGAGGGGAAAGGCAUCCCUUAUCGCAAGACUGUUGAGACAAUCGCAGAAGCCAUGGCUGAGGAAGCGAAGUGGGCGCGCCGCGAAGAACAGCCACGAGAGGAGUGGAUAUUAGACGAAGACGAGGAGAAGCUGCUCGAGCCUCGCGUGCUUAAAGUAUAUGAAAACCUCAAAAGACAUUACAACCCGACAACCCGCGAGAAGUUUGAGAGGUUUGCAGGCGAGGGUUUUGUCUUGGACGGAGAGCCGCUGCCUCUUGUAGAAUUAAACCAGCCCCAACCUUCGCUGACUCCGGACAAGGGUUUCUUCUUCUUAGAUGCUUCCUAUGCAUUUGCAAACCCUCGCUCUCCUUUAGGCGCCGAUAUGGGGCAGAUUGACGAUCCUCUCGACUCCCCCUGGCGGCGUCGAGCAGAAGAAGUUAUCCGGCAAGUCGUAUCGUAUGGCUGGCCGCCUCGAGUCCGCCGAACCUUCACAGGCUUUGUUUUGUCUGAUUGCUCGUGGGAGCAAAGUCGUUUGCUGCUGCCAGUGCAGCAGCAGCAGCAGCAGCAGCAGCAGCAGCAGCAGGAAGACGACGACUGCAACAGCAUCGUGACAGUGCAGGAUCUCCGGCAUCUCCUGCAGAUGAUUCGACACCGGCUGCAAGACCUGAGCGACUUGGAGUCUCUUCCUCUCGUUGAUGCGUUCGAUAUUCAAAUGGCUGCUGUGCCUGCUGCUCCCCUGCAGCAGCAGCAGCAGCAGCAGCAGCAGCAGCAGCAGCAGCAGCGUCGGCUUGAAUUACUAGGUCGCCGCGAGCUUACGAUGGCAGCAGGAUCUCUGGUGUACAUACACCUGGAGAGUGAAGAAGCAGCAGCAGCAGUGCAGCAGCUACCUGCAGCAGCAGCUGCUGCUGCUAUCGGUGCCUGCGCUCGCAUGCACGCAGCAAGAGCCGCAGCAGAGGGGGCGCCUCCUGGCAGCAGCAUGUUGCAGCUGCUGCUGCAGCAGCAGCAGCAGCAGCAGCAGCUGCCCCUGCCUCCCAUAGAAGAAGAAGAUGCAAGAGAUUAUAUAAGCCCGAUGGGAUAUUGCGAGUCUGUCCCCCCAGCAGCAGCAGCAGCAGAACUUGCUGCUUCUGCUGCUGCAUCUGCUGCACCUUCAUAUGCUGUUGCAGCAGCAGCAAACAGACUGUCUCCUCAAUCCAUCGCUCCUUCUCAUGCAUUCCUCACCCAAGCUGUUGCCGGCAGCAAACUGCAACAGCAGCAGCAGCAGCAGCAGCAGCAGCAGCAGCAGCAGCAGCAGGCAGUGCUGCUAGGGUCUCCUAAUGCCUGCUGUCUCUUUUUUGCUCGAGAUGGCGAAGUGUUUUUGACUUCGCUCGACGCUGUAGAGAGGGUCGUCCUCAUUCCCCCCGAAUCCCCAGCAGCAGCAGCAGCAGAUGCAGCAGCAGCAGCAGAUGCAGCAGCAGCAGAAGAGGAGACAGCAAACCCGCUGCAAUGA